Molecule: messenger RNA, 3026 nt
Organism: Cottoperca gobio
Lineage: Eukaryota; Metazoa; Chordata; Actinopteri; Perciformes; Bovichtidae
Gene: pals1b
Product: protein associated with LIN7 1, MAGUK p55 family member b
Exons: 14
Coding region: 448-2394 (648 amino acids)
Molecular function (GO): protein binding
Source: RefSeq, a predicted model, not a curated record
AACACUUUCACUCCUCACUCAAUGACACACACGGAACAAACAUAAACUCCGAGUGAACAUCGGAAAGUCACAGAACCAAAUUUGCUAAUCCGCACAGAAUCCUUCAAAUAGAUUUAAUCCAUCUGAGUCACAAUAAAGGGAGAUCGGGUAGUAACGGUUGUGUCUCAGGCAUCACAUUCAAAUGCAAUAUCUUUAUUUGGAUCUUUAUCUGUACAUAGGCUAAAAAUGGACAUUUUGAUUAAGCUGCACGUGAGGACGGGACGGUGGGGGACAGGUGUACACAAGCAAAUGGCUGGAUGAUGCUGAACUAAACGGAUUUCAGGAUGACAGAUACAUAAAGGACGACAUCCUCCGCUGGCGUGCCAUGGCCUCUGUUUUGAACAGUGCCUCGGAUGACUGAAGUAGAUCUCAGUAAACACUGGGGUGGUUUGAGCUGCUGCAGCAGGGAUGAUCACGUCCCAUAUGAACGGUUAUGUGCAAGAGACCUCUGGUCAGGCCAAGAGCCACAGGGAGAGGGCAGUGGACUGUCCAGGGGAGGAAAGUAGCCUUGUCAAAUCUCCACACUCCAGCGCCCACAUGGAAAGGAUUCAACACUACCAGGAGGAGCUAAGGAAAAGGAGAGAGGAGGACAGCAGGGGGAAGCACGAUAUCGACCCCAAUGCUUCACUGAGGCUUAAGAAGCUGUCGCAGAACCCCAAGGUGGGCAUUGACAAUCCCACCUUUGAAGGGAAGGAAAAAGCCACCAAAGACAAAUGCUCCCUGGAUCCUGUAGCCGAAGUGGCGGAGUUGCUGCAGGCUCUGAAGUGGGCGCAGUACUGCCUGACUGAUGCGCAGAGCCAGCAGGAUGUGGAGCUGAUAAUGCAGCUCCUCUCCAAGGAGGACUUCAGGAAUGCCUACACCAUCUUCAAUUCUGUAUCCCAGCAGAUGACUUGUCCCACCUCCCCCCUCACAGCACAGGCAGAGGAUCUCUGCCAGGAGGUCCAGAAGAUUCUCCAGUCCAGCCAACAGAGGGAGGGUUUGGAGCUUAAAGCUCUGCUCACCAAUCCUCAUCUCCAGGCCCUGAUGCAGGCCCAUGACGGUGUGGCAGGGCAGGAAAUAGAGGAAGAUUUGCUCCAGUACCUCGGAGAGACCGUUAAACUGGUGCGGCUGGAGAAGGCCCGCGACACUCCACUGGGUGCGACGGUACGUAACGACAUGGACAGUGUGUUGGUGAGUCGUGUGGUGAAAGGUGGAGCAGCAGAGAGGAGCGGCCUUCUCAGCGAGGGAGAUGAGAUCCUGGAGAUCAACGGGAUAUCUAUCCGUGGGAAACAUGUCAAUGAAGUCCACGACUUGCUGCAACAAAUGCAAGGCACUCUGACCUUCCUCCUCAUCCCGAGCUCUCAGAUUAAACCUGCCGCACACAGACAGACUGUGAUGCACGUAAGAGCUUACUUUGACUACGACCCCUCUGAUGACCCCUUUGUGCCGUGUCGGGAGCUCGGCCUGUCCUUCCAGAAGGGAGACAUCCUCCACGUCAUCAGCCAGGACGACCCCAACUGGUGGCAAGCCUACAGGGAUGGAGAUGAGGACAACCAGCCUCUGGCUGGACUGGUUCCAGGGAAAAGCUUCCAGCAACAGAGAGAGACCUUGAAGAAAACCAUAACAGACAGCAAGAGUCGAGAGCAGCAAGGUAAGCUUUGGUAUGCGAAGAAAAACAAGAAACAGCGGAAGAAGAGCAUGUCUCCCUUGAGCAGAAAUACUGACUAUGAUGACAUCCUGACCUAUGAGGAGAUGUCGCUCUAUCACCAGCCUGCUAAUCGCAAACGCCCCGUCGCCCUGAUCGGUCCGACAAACAGCGGUCACGAUGAGCUGCGUCGGAGGCUUCUGUCCAUCGAGCCGGAAAAGUUUGCUGUUGCCGUUCCGUAUACAACCAGAAACUCAAGGAUACACGAGCGGAACGGGCGCGAGUACCAUUUUGUGAGUCGGCCUGCCUUUGACACCGACUUAGCGGCAGGGAAGUUCAUUGAGUCGGGGGAAUACGAGAAGAACUUGUACGGCACCAGCACCGACUCCGUUCGACACAUCAUCAACUCUGGACGCAUCUGUUUGCUCUGCCUCCACACCAGGUCACUGCAGAUACUCAGGUCCUCCAACCUCAAGCCCUAUGUCAUCUUCAUCGCUCCUCCUUCUCAGGAACGACUACGCACCCUGCUGGCCACAGAGGGGAAAACACCAAAGCCUGAAGACCUAAAGGAGGUUAUCGAAAAGGCCCGCGAGAUGGAGCACGAGUUCGGCCACUUCUUUGACGCGACCAUUGUGAACAUGGAUCCGGAACAGGCUUUCCACGAGCUGCGCAGGCUGAUAGACAAGCUGGACACUGAGCCACAGUGGGUGCCCACCUCCUGGCUGUGCUAGAGGUCACGGGGUGUCACUGCCGGGGAGCUUCAGGGGAGAAGGAGUUAAACAAAAGAGCAAUAAUGAAUGUUCCUGGAGAUGGAAGAAUGGAGGCUGGACAGUGUUGAUUGUCACUGGAUUUUCACUUGCACAUUCUCCUCAGAGGCGACCUUUACCACGUGUUGCAGGGAUGGACUCAAGUUUCUCUAUGUUGGUGUGUGUGUGUGUGUGUGUGUGUGUGUGUCUUUUGUGGGUGAUUUUUUUGUUUAUUUCUGAUCUCAGUUUUAUGCAAAGUCAUUUAUCAAACCCAUAGAAAUGUUUCUAUCCUAUUCUUAAUAGUUAUUAUUUAUAAUUGUAAAUAUAUAUUUUCUAGCCAAAGUGUGUGUGUGCGUGCGUGCGUGUGUGUGUGAGAGAGAGAGAGAGAGAGAUAUACACUCAACUGGGAGAGCGUUGUUGGUGUCACAAUUAUAAAAUGGCUUCCAGAGACAAAGCAGUUAACCAAUUCAGAAACACAGAAGUGAAACCUGCGCAGUUCUGAGGUGCGUCCUCUACAUCAGUGUCGGUAUUAUUGUUUCUAGCUGGUUAUCAUUACUAUCAGUACAUCAUGCUGCAAAGUUCUGUUUUGUACCAGUAUUGUAUGAAAAAAAAAAAAA